Messenger RNA from Owenia fusiformis, 1961 nucleotides. The record is from the annotation of a GenBank genome assembly. NCBI's taxonomy places the organism in Eukaryota, Metazoa, Annelida, Polychaeta, Sabellida, Oweniidae.
GCCUAGUCUCAAACAAAAUAUUAUUAAAUGACAUACGAAGUUCCAAUAUACUGAUGGUAUCUAAUAUCAUAUCAUACUAUUCAAUCAACCUAUUUUAUGUGACAUUGCCAAGAGAUUGUUAUUAUUGAUAUUGAUUUUCAUAGUGUUCUAAUAGAAUAGAUAUCGUUUACUUUUUGAGACUAUUUAUAAUUUCUAAGGAAUUGUGGGUAAUCGAAAAUCUAGGUCACCAAAAAGAACAAUGUCUGGCGACGAAUACGGAUAUUCCGGAGAAUAUACUGGCAACAAUAAAGAAGAUAAUAAUUAUUCAUCCUCUCCAGCAUCAUUCCGAGAUCGCUCAAGGUCCAGAUCUAGGUCCCCAGUAGGAAACAAAGGCGGCUCCCGCCACAACGGAAGCGGGAUGAGCAAUAAAGUGACAUCCAGGUGUUUAGUUCUUGCCAAUGUCCCAUAUGAAGUAAAAUGGCAGGAACUCAAGGAUUUAUUUAAGAAAGAAAUAGGAGAAAGUGCAGUGACAUAUGUAGAAAUAUUUAAUAAUGCUGAUGGAAAGCCAAAAGGAGUAGGAGCUAUUGAGCUAAAGACAGAAGAUCUUGCUCAGGAGGCUGUUGACAAAAUGAAUGGUUUUGAAAUAAAAGGAAGAAAACUUGUAGUGAGAGAGGAGAGGGAAAGAGACAAACGAGAAAGGAUGAACAGACGGCAAGGUGGCGGUGGUAUGGGAGGCGGAGGAAUGGGAGGUGGUGGAAUGAGCGGAGGAAUGGGAGGUGGAUUUGGAAUGGGAGGUGGUGGUGGUGGUGGUGGUGGAGGAAUGUCCAUGCAAAGAAUGAUAAACCAACUUGGAUUGGACCCCAACAACAUCACAAACAAAGUCUUUGUAUCAAAUCUUGACUACAAAGUGACUUGGCAAAAGCUGAAAGAUUGUUUCAAGAUGGCUGGUAAUGUUCAGCGUGCUGAAAUCAUGGAAGACAAGGAGGGGAAGAGCAGAGGGAUGGGUAUUGUCACAUUUGAGUUCCCAAUGGAGGCAGUACAGGCUAUAUCCAUGUUCAAUGGUCAGGAAUUGUAUCAGAGGUCAAUGAGAGUGCGCAUUGACAGCAUGAGUAACAGUGGAAGUAGUGGCGCCAAAGGGGGCGGAUAUAACAGUGGCCCUAAAUUACCAAGUGGUCUUGGUGGGAUUGGUCAGGGUUUCGGUGUUGGAGGCCAACCUGCCAACUUUGGAGGUAUGUCCGGCGGAGACGUGAAGUCUUCUAGCAGGCAAGACUCAAGUGGAGGAAUGAGAAAUAUGGGAAACAGUGGAAUGGGUGGUGGAAUGAAUAUGGGUUCCGGUAUGGGUAAUUUUGGGUCAAAUAUGGGAAACAGUGGAAUGGGCUCAAUGGGUUCAAUGGGAAACUUUGGGUCAGGCAUGGGAAAUAGUAUGAAUUCAGGUAUGUCUGGUUUUGGCAUGGGUAACAACAUGGGUUCAAUGAACUCAGGGAUGGGAAACUCUGGCAUGGGAAUGAAUAACAUGGGAGAUGGUAUGGGAAUGGGAGGUGGCAAUUUUGGCAACUCAGGAGGUAUGAACAACAUGGGAAUGAUGGACAUGGACAGUAUGGAUAACAUGGGCAUGGGUAUGGGAAACUAUGGGCAGAUGAACUCAGGAAUGGGAAGUAUGGGAGGAAGAAGCACAGGGGGUAUGGGACGUAGCUCAGGUGGUGGUGGGAUCUCAAUGAACAACAGAGGACAGGAGGGCUGCAUAAUAUUCAUAAGAAACAUGCCAUAUGCUUGGGAGUGGAAUAAGCUGAAGGAAAUUUUCCGUCAAGCAGGAGAUGUCAAGUUUGCUGAGAUCAAGAAGGAUGACAAGGGACGUAGCCGAGGGUGUGGAACAGUCAGGUUUGGCAACCCAGAAGAUGCCCAGAGGGCGAUCACUCUGAUGAAUGGCAUGGAAAUGGAUGGCAGAACGAUAGAAGUGCGCAUUGAUAAGGGUAUGAACUAAC